This is a messenger RNA of Thunnus maccoyii (southern bluefin tuna), 9016 nucleotides long. RefSeq lists its product as uncharacterized. The transcript has a single exon. Lineage: Eukaryota; Metazoa; Chordata; Actinopteri; Scombriformes; Scombridae. The record is from RefSeq and is a predicted model, not a curated record. Gene Ontology annotation, molecular function: nucleic acid binding; zinc ion binding; aspartic-type endopeptidase activity. Gene Ontology annotation, biological process: proteolysis; DNA integration. The coding region runs from base 1524 to 7484 and encodes 1986 amino acids.
CCCAGUUAAAAAUAUGUAUAUAAAUAGUUGUCUGUGAUAGAUAAAUAGAUAAAUAGGGUUUGUUAAAAGAGUAUGGUUAAAAUACACAUUUCUCAUUGUGUUUAAAAAGGUCAAGUUCAUGAGUAAACAUGUUAAGGAUGUUAAAAAUGCAUACAUGUAUUUUAUUUUAUUUCCUUUUGAUAAAAAAGCUGCUAAUUAAAUAGAGUGGUAUCUUUCUGGAGAGGUGAAUAGGGUCAAAUAGGUUUGUGUGUGUUACUUGGCUGACAUGUGUGUGUACGCAGACAGGGGGAGUAAGAGAGAAAGAGGGGAGAGACUAGAGGAGCGGAAGAAAAAGCAGCAGGAGGUAAACGAGCUAAUGCGGGAGUUUUUCUGGUGGAUAUCCGAAGUUGUGCAGAAAAAAGUAUAGAUGUACCUGAGUCUUAGAUUGUCAGCUCGAUAAUCUGUAAGAGGACAUGUUUUGAGAGUAACAGAUAACUUCUAUCCGAAGUCUGCUGCGCUGUAGCCAACUUGAAAGAGGCUGCUCGUUAAUGAAGUGAGCGGGGAGUUAGCAAUGUGAACGGACUGUAGGCUGCUGCUAGCUAACCCAGCUCGACAAAGUAGCUUCGUCUGGACUUAUUCCGACCUGGAAACGAGAGACAACAACCAGAUAGCGCUCUGAGCCACCCGGGGAUGCUCAGAGUUCCUCUGGCAACGCUGGAUAACCACCAAACUCCGUGAAUAUGCCCGAGUGCUGCCACCCUGCUCAUGGACAGACACCUGUGGACUGUUAGCUUUCUCUGGAGGAUGCCAUAACUCUGAAAAAGGUACCGACCUGCUUAUUUGUUUCAUGCUCUAAACCUGAGUGAAGCGACCACUAAGUUUCUGGUCCCUACGAUCACAAGCACCGCAUCAGGCCUGCAACGCUUUUAUUUUAUUUUGUUAUAUCCUUUUUGCCGGCUUAGCAUAGAGUGAUAAUGUGUGUGUGUUUGGUCACUAAAAUAAUUCAGUGGACAAGUAAAAGCAUAUAAGUUAAAGUUGGAAAGGUAAAAAGGGAAAACUACUGUGUGACUUGUGAAACAAAAGCAGUGAACACUCCUGGUGUUUAAUUUAAUAUUAAUUUCAUUUAAUUUUGUUUAGAAUUAAAGGAGGAAAUAAUUGUUUCUAAUUUUAAAUGGUUUCUGAGUGUGUUUAUUAUUUCAGAGGUUAAAAGCUAUAUAGCCUUCAUACUCUAUACCAACUUAUAUUAGAGUGUGGUAUUGUACUGUGUUAAAGGGUUAGCACACUCAAUUGUUUGUUACACUGUGGUCUCACAAUAAGGUAUAUUCAAGAGGUAUAGGAUUUCUAAAGUGACCCAAGCAAAAACAUUAAAUUAAUCAGAGAUAAUAUAACAAAGGAAAUUAGGAUAAAGAACUCAGGGCCCCAUCUACAUAAUAUAGAGGGUAGACGGGCUACAUAAAUGGAGGCACUGCUGGGAUUUGUCUUGGGUCCCCAGUGAGGUUAGAGUAGUUAAUCCAGGAUACUGAAGCAGCAAACAAUUCCAGAAGAUGGCAAACAGAGCAGAGCUAGCUGCUGAGCUGAAGAGAUGGUGCAGAGGGGAGGAGUUGGAUGAGGCUCAUGGACUUAUGGUCCUUGUCCCUGAAGAUGUGGAGAUCCACCAAAUCGAAGAGACUCUUGAAACUAUCAAGUGCUUAGGUCGAGUACGUGUCAGAGGAAGGAUCUUUAAUGCAGGACUAAGCAGCCUGAUGGUCUUGUGUGAAUGUAAGGAAGCCUUAACUGGAGUAAGUGUUCCUCCAGAGGUGUUUCUUUCUGAGGGUGGAGGAGCCUGGCCUUUAGUCCUCAUAGAUAAUGCCCCAGCUGCUGCUGAUGACUUCAAUAACAAAUUGAAAGCGCUGUUGCUAGCUGAGGGAAGGACAAUGGAGGACCUCAAAGCUCUACUGCCCACUACACAACCCCCCACUAACUCUACUGAGUCCAUUUUACAGGCGGUUGGUGACUUCUUGCAAAAGACCAACAAACCUCCAUCUGAAAGUGGUUAUCGUCGCCUACGCAUCUUCUCAGGAACACAGCCUGUUCCAGCAGGAGAGGAGCAGUUCGACUACUGGCUCGAGCAGGCAUGGCUCAUGGUAGAGGAGAGUGAAUGUUCUGAGAGAGAGAAAAAGCGAAGGCUAAUGGAAAGCCUAAAGGGGCCAGCACUUGAAAUAGUCAAAACCGUGCGAGCCACCAACCCUGAUGCCAAGCCGGCAGAGUACUUGGAAGCCCUUGAAAGUGCUUUUGGAACUGCAGAAUCUGGAGAUGAUCUGUACUUCGCUUUCCGACUGAUGCAGCAGCAACAGGGAGAGAAAUUGUCAGAUUUCCUUAGACGACUGGAGCGCUCUCUCUCUAAAGUCAUUCAGAGAGGCGGCCUUCCUCCCAGCUGUAUGGAUAAAGCUCGUGUAGAGCAACUACUGAGAGGUGCAGUUGCGGCUGAUUUAAUGCUAAUCCAGCUACGCUUAAGAGAGCGAAAGAAUGCACCACCAACUUUUCUGCAGCUCCUGAGUGAGAUCCGUGCUGAAGAAGAAUAUGAGGCUUCAAGGAUGAAGCUCAACACUUCAGUGCAUCAGGUGCAAACAAAACAGACGAUCGAUGUAAAACAGGCAGAGAUUCAAAGCCUAAAAGAUGAAGUCAAAGAGCUCAAGUCUAUGGUUGCCUCUGUGGUAACUAAGCCAUCGGACACUAAAGAGGAAUAUUCUAAUACUGUACCUGCAACCCCAUCACACCCCUGUGAAAAGUAUCAAGACUCUGAGCUGACAGCUUUAAAGAAACAGGUUAAGCGAUUACAGCAAAAAUUAAAUAAGAAAGUGACUGCAUCUGAUACGACAGCCAACCCAACAGUCAAUGCAGUCUCGGCAGUGGAGGCUACCACUAGAGUUGCUAACUCUCCCACCAGACCAUUAAGACCCCCUGCGGAACAGUUCUGCUACCGGUGUGGAGAGAAUGGACACUUUGCAGCAAAGUGCCAGAAUUCAGAGAAUCAGAGCCAAGUUAUCAAGAAACUGAUUCAAGCUCUGAAGCUAGCAAAAGAGAACCAGUCUUCCACCAGUUUUGCAGGGGCUGAAGUUAACUGUGCUGUUAAGAGAAGUCUUGUGAGUACACAACAAGAUACAGGAAUCCCUGAGGGUUUAAUUGGCCCACCCAGCAUAGUACAGUUAAAAGUAAAUGGACACCCUUGUGAUGCUGUGUUUGACAGUGGCUCUCAAGCUACCAUUAUUUUUGAGUCCUGGUAUCGAGAGUACCUACCUGAUGUCCCAAUACAUCCUGUGUCUGGUCUUGCUCUCUGGGGUUUAAGUGAGUCCAAUCUUAGCUAUCCCUACCUUGGCUACAUUGUGGUGGAUCUUGAGUACCCAGCAGAGGUCACUGGAACCUGUCAGACUGUAACAGUUCUUGCCCUUAUUUGCCCCAGUCCCCAACAUGCAGAACAGAUCCCUGUUAUUGUAGGGACGAAUACCAGUCAUGUCAGAAAUCUGGUGAAACGAUGUAGAGAGAGUGGCUUUGAUAUCACGAGAACCCUACGCAUUCAAGUUGACUGUGGGGAUAAGUUUGUCACUCCUGACCAUACAUCACCCAUCUGUGAGCAAGAUGGCAAUGUUGGCUGUGUGACAUGGCAAGGCCCAGGCCCUCUGACUAUACCACCUGGGGAAGACCUACAGGUUGUCUGCAAGGUUGACUUCACGCAGACCAUUGGAAAAGAGAUCCUGAUGGUUGACUCAUCUCCCUCAGCUCCACUCCCAGCCAGCGUACUGUUGCAGCCCAUGGUAGUGCCAGGCCCUGCAGUGAACGUCAACAAUUUCAGAAUCCUGGUCCAGAACCAGUCCCUAAGAGAGACAGUUAUACCAGUGGGAACAGUCAUGGGACACAUGUAUCUCACUGAAAGCGUCACUGCUGUUCCGCUGGACAAGUCAGCAUCAUCAGACUUUGAUGCCAACCUGAUCAACUUUGGAGACUCACCUGUUCCACAGGAGUGGAAGGAGCGGCUUAGGCAGAAGCUGUCCCAACGAUCUAAUGUCUUCUCCCUGACGGAAUGGGAUGUUGGGUUAGCUAAAGGCGUAGAGCACACAAUCCACCUGUCUGACCCCAGACCCUUCCGACAGCGUUCCCGCCGUCUGACUCCUGCGGACAUUGAUGAUGUGAGAAAGCACCUGCAGGAGCUCCUGUGUGCAGGCAUCAUUAAAGAGUCUCGCAGCCCCUACGCCUCACCCAUUGUGAUCGUCAGGAAGAAGAAUGGAACCAUAAGGAUGUGUAUUGACUACAGGCUACUGAACAGCCGGACAGUUCCUGAUCAGUAUACCACACCUUGCAUUGAUGACGUGCUGGACUCCCUGUCUGGAAGCUGUUGGUUCUCUGUCCUUGACUUGAGAAGUGGCUAUUACCAAAUAGCUAUGGCCGAGGAGGACAAGGAAAAAACGGCAUUCAUUUGCCCUCUGGGGUUCUUCCAGUUCGAAAGGAUGCCUCAGGGAAUAACGGGAGCCCCAGCAACCUUCCAAAGAUUAAUGGAAAAAACUGUUGGUGACAUGAACCUGCUCCAAGUCCUUGUUUACCUCGAUGAUUUGAUUGUCUUUGGAAGGUCUUUGGAAGAACAUGAGGAGAGACUUCUCAAAGUCCUCACCCGACUUGAAGAGGCUGGGUUGAAGAUAUCUCUCGACAAGUGCCAGUUUUGCCAGCCAAAGGUGAAAUACCUGGGACACAUUGUGUCAGCUGAUGGUGUCUCGCCGGAUCCAGAGAAAAUCGCAGCAGUCACCAACUGGCCUCAGCCUACUGACUUGAAGACCCUGAAAUCUUUUUUGGGCUUCUGUGGCUACUACCGCAGGUUUAUAGCCAACUAUGCUGCCAUUGUCAGGCCGCUAACAGAGUUAACAAAAGGUUAUGCUCCAACACAGAAGAGUAGGAAGCAUAACAAAGACCUUACAAAGAGCUACUUGAGAGAAUCAGAGCCCUUUGGAGAAAGAUGGGACCGGUCCUGUACUGAUGCAUUCCACCAGAUCAUCUACUGUCUAACCCAUGCACCCGUGCUAGCAUUUGCCAACCCUGAGAAGCCAUACAUCCUGCAUGUGGAUGCAAGCUUAAAAGGAAUUGGGGCUGUCCUCUAUCAGGAGUACUCUGAGGGAUUAAGACCAGUUGCAUUUGCCAGCCGGAAAUUGAGCCAGUCUGAAAAGCGAUACCCAAUACACCAGUUGGAGUUUCUUUCACUCAAGUGGGCCGUUGUGGACAAGUUCCAUGAUUACCUUUAUGGAGCUCGGUUCACAGUGCGUACUGACAACAACCCCUUGACAUAUGUGCUCACGACAGCAAAGCUCAAUGCUGUUGGACACAGAUGGCUCGCUGCUUUAUCGACAUAUGAUUUUGAUGUCCAGUACAGACCAGGCAGGCACAACAUAGAUGCUGACCUUCUAUCAAGGAACUUUGCUGAUAAUGACAACACUAUGGAAUGGGAGACCAUACCUCAGGCUGGUGUAAGGUCCAUCUGUCAACAUGUCUACAUCUCGAACUCGACAGACAGUCUGCCAAGGUAUGUGGAUCAGGUGGGAGGUUCUCCCGAUUGUGUUCCAGACAUCUACACUUUCCCAAUUCGCAUGGAGUUGAAGUCUCUGGAGCACAUGGCAAAACCAGACCUUGUAUGUGCUCAAAAGGAGGAUGUGGCGAUUGGAUCAGCUGUCCAGGCAGUUCAGCAGAAAAAAUGGCCUGAGGAUGCUGACAACAACCCAGAGCUCUCUCAGCUAAAACGAGAAAAAGACAAACUGAUCAUGAAGGAUGGACUUCUUCAUCGUUUGAGCAAGUGGCCCUCAGGUGAAGAAAUCACUCAACUUGUCUUACCCAAGGAGUUUCGUGAAGCCGUGCUAAAGUCAUUGCACGAUGACUUAGGACACCUUGGAAUUGAAAGAACUACUGAUCUACUAAGAAGUAGAUUUUUCUGGCCCAAAAUGUCUAAAGAUGCUGAGCAACAUGUAAAGAACUGUGGAGAGUGCAUCACUCGCAAGUCCCCUUGUCAGAGAGCAGCUCCAUUACAUCAGAUCAUGAGCAGUGGACCAAUGCAUCUCGUAUGUAUUGAUUUCCUUUCAAUGGAGCCUGAUUCUAGGGGCAUGAGCAAUGUGUUAGUGGUCACUGAUCAUUUUACACGUUAUGCACAAGCUUUCCCUACAAAGAACCAGAAGGCUCAGACUGUGGCUAAGGUCUUGGUUGACAAGUUCUUUGUACAUUAUGGCCUGCCCGCCAGGAUCCAUUCAGAUCAGGGAAGGGAUUUCGAGAGUCGCCUGAUCCGAGAUCUCUUGAAGCUGAUGGGAGUCCGUAAGUCGCGGACUACCCCAUAUCACCCACAGGGAGAUCCUCAGCCGGAGAGGUUCAACCGAACCUUGCUCUCCAUGCUUGGGACUCUGAGUCAGGAGAAGAAACGUCAGUGGAGCCAACAUGUAGGAUAUCUGGUUCAUGCCUACAACAGCACAAAGUGUGAUGCCACCGGGUAUUCACCUUAUUUCCUGAUGUUCGGUAGAGAAGCCAGGCUCCCGGUAGACUUGUGUUUUGGUACGUCUCCAGAUGGGAAAACAGAUAGUCAUUCACACUAUGUGGCAAAGUUGAAGGAAGACUUGCAGAGAGCCUACCAGCUAGCCUCUGAAACAGCCAACAAGACUCACCAAAGAAAUAAGAAGGCAUAUGACAAAAGAGUUGGUUACCAGGCUCUGGAAGUUGGUGACAGAGUGUUACUCAAGAACUUGGGGUUGAAAGGCAAACACAAGUUGCAAACCAGAUGGAGUCCAAUUCCCUACCUUGUAGUGGGAAAGAUGUCCAAUCUACCUGUUUUUAAGGUCAGACAGGAAGAUGGAAGAGGGGGCAUUAAAACCAUUCAUAGAGACCAUAUAUUGCCGAUAGGACAACUGGUGAGACUGCCAAGGACAGAGUUGGAUUGUGACUCACCCCGAAAACCAAAGACCAGAGCUAUGACUUCCAGGAGGCGGAAGCAAACCUCACCUGAGAUUCAGGAAGUCUUACAGGAGGCACAGGAUUCAGACUCCUCCACUGAUUUUGAGUAUUACAGAUCUCCAAGGCCCAACCAGAUAUGCUUGGAAAGCAUGGAGCAAAGGACUCAGGAUAAUGCAGGGCCGUCAGCUGUUUUACAAGAGGAUGAAAAUGCCUCUCUGCAGUCCAAUGAGGAUCCUGAGGAAGAUAGUUCUGAAGAAGAACUUCUGACUGUUGGAGAUCAGGAAAUUAACCAGAAUUCUGCUGCUGAAUCUGAAACUGGUACUGAACCAGAGGACAUGGGACAAGAAGAAGACCAAAAUACUAAUGCUGCCAUGACUACAAGAGAAGCAGACAAUGUUAGUAUAUCAGAAGGCAGACUGGAUAGGAAACCUGAGACCCGUCCCAAGAGAACAGUAAAACCAGUUGUUAGGUUAACAUAUGACGAGCCAGGUAAAGCCAGAGAUCAGCCAAUCACUAUCAUACAUAGAGGUGUUGUUAUAAAGAUUGGAAAGGGCUAGAGGAAUAGAGAACACUUAGCCACACUUCCCACUUCCUGUUGUAAAGUUAAAAUGUUAAAAGUCUGUUGAGGACAUCAGACAUUUAGAAGGGGGAGGGUGUAGCCCAGUUAAAAAUAUGUAUAUAAAUAGUUGUCUGUGAUAGAUAAAUAGAUAAAUAGGGUUUGUUAAAAGAGUAUGGUUAAAAUACACAUUUCUCAUUGUGUUUAAAAAGGUCAAGUUCAUGAGUAAACAUGUUAAGGAUGUUAAAAAUGCAUACAUGUAUUUUAUUUUAUUUCCUUUUGAUAAAAAAGCUGCUAAUUAAAUAGAGUGGUAUCUUUCUGGAGAGGUGAAUAGGGUCAAAUAGGUUUGUGUGUGUUACUUGGCUGACAUGUGUGUGUACGCAGACAGGGGGAGUAAGAGAGAAAGAGGGGAGAGACUAGAGGAGCGGAAGAAAAAGCAGCAGGAGGUAAACGAGCUAAUGCGGGAGUUUUUCUGGUGGAUAUCCGAAGUUGUGCAGAAAAAAGUAUAGAUGUACCUGAGUCUUAGAUUGUCAGCUCGAUAAUCUGUAAGAGGACAUGUUUUGAGAGUAACAGAUAACUUCUAUCCGAAGUCUGCUGCGCUGUAGCCAACUUGAAAGAGGCUGCUCGUUAAUGAAGUGAGCGGGGAGUUAGCAAUGUGAACGGACUGUAGGCUGCUGCUAGCUAACCCAGCUCGACAAAGUAGCUUCGUCUGGACUUAUUCCGACCUGGAAACGAGAGACAACAACCAGAUAGCGCUCUGAGCCACCCGGGGAUGCUCAGAGUUCCUCUGGCAACGCUGGAUAACCACCAAACUCCGUGAAUAUGCCCGAGUGCUGCCACCCUGCUCAUGGACAGACACCUGUGGACUGUUAGCUUUCUCUGGAGGAUGCCAUAACUCUGAAAAAGGUACCGACCUGCUUAUUUGUUUCAUGCUCUAAACCUGAGUGAAGCGACCACUAAGUUUCUGGUCCCUACGAUCACAAGCACCGCAUCAGGCCUGCAACGCUUUUAUUUUAUUUUGUUAUAUCCUUUUUGCCGGCUUAGCAUAGAGUGAUAAUGUGUGUGUGUUUGGUCACUAAAAUAAUUCAGUGGACAAGUAAAAGCAUAUAAGUUAAAGUUGGAAAGGUAAAAAGGGAAAACUACUGUGUGACUUGUGAAACAAAAGCAGUGAACACUCCUGGUGUUUAAUUUAAUAUUAAUUUCAUUUAAUUUUGUUUAGAAUUAAAGGAGGAAAUAAUUGUUUCUAAUUUUAAAUGGUUUCUGAGUGUGUUUAUUAUUUCAGAGGUUAAAAGCUAUAUAGCCUUCAUACUCUAUACCAACUUAUAUUAGAGUGUGGUAUUGUACUGUGUUAAAGGGUUAGCACACUCAAUUGUUUGUUACACUGUGGUCUCACAAUAAGGUAUAUUCAAGAGGUAUAGGAUUUCUAAAGUGACCCAAGCAAAAACAUUAAAUUAAUCAGAGAUAAUAUAACAAAGGAAAUUAGGAUAAAGAACUCAGGGCCCCAUCUACAUAAUAUAGAGGGUAGACGGGCUA